CUCAUGAAAUGUCAAAUUAAAGUUUUGAAUUUUCCCGACCGUUGCGUUGUUAUGAUUCGAAGAAUUUGUAAUUUUCAAAUAAAUAUUACUUUAUUCUAUAAAAAGCUCCAUUUAUUUUUAAGUACUGAGUUGAUGUAAAUCUAUUUUAACAAUGACGAUCCCAAAAAAGCAGAUGAAAAUCACAAAAUUGUUCAAAAAAGGGGCAACAAGGGUCCCAAUCUCGGAUGACUGUGGUGAAUUACAAGAAGAAGUGAGGCAGUUGGAGCAGAGGCUCCGAGAGAAGCAGAAUGAAUUGUUCCAGAUACAAAGAAACACAUACAGACACAAACUAUCCCCACCUAAAGCAAAAGAGGACAAUUUUGUCAGGCCUCAAAAAAUAGUGCUGAGCAACUCAAUAGACAGCCUGAAACGCAGCUUGGAGCUGGUGUCGAUGCUGUCGGGGAUGGAGGUGCAGUCGUACGUAUCCGGUGAACACUGCUGCGUGCUCUUCCACAUGCAACACGCCGCCCCACACGCAGUCUCGCAUGGCAUGAGGAUUGAUAUCAAGUCAGGUAAGAAUGAGGUGUCUGCAUCGUCUCUGCCCCUGGGAUUCAACCUGACCGCUGUGAUGGAGGACUUCGACAACGUGAUGAAGCCAGACUGCCUUGGUGCCAUCAGGAAAGCUCUCGUCGCCUACUAUGACAGAUUGGAACAGUUUCAGAAUUUAAAGAAACUACUCAACAUAGAAGCCGAACUGUUCAAGACCCUGGAUGGGUCACACAUGGAGGUGUCUAUGUUCGUGCAAGGAGACGAUGAGGAAGAUCAGUUUCCUGUCACAUUGCUGUUGGACUAUAGAGUCUAUGACAUCAGGCCUAAGAACUAUGCUGUUAAAGAGAUCGAUCUCCCUGAGGGCGCGGCGGAUCUUCUCCGAGAGCAGUGCGCCGUAUUCAAGAAGAAGCCGCUGCACAAAGCAUUCAAAGAAGCAUUCUUCGGCGACGCACAAUACAGACUGGUGCAACAGAUGGGUCCACGGCCAGCGGAGCGCCGGCCUCGUCCAAAGAAGCGGUUCCGUCCAAACAAGCACCAGUACAACGACGAUACGUUCUUGCCCGAAGACUGUUCCGACCAGGGCGAGGAAGAUGAAGAUGCAGAGUAGCAUUUGAGGCAUAACUUAUAAGGGAA
This is a messenger RNA of Pectinophora gossypiella (pink bollworm), 1161 nucleotides long. RefSeq lists its product as uncharacterized. The transcript has 7 exons. The coding region runs from base 152 to 1135 and encodes 327 amino acids. The record is from RefSeq and is a predicted model, not a curated record. Lineage: Eukaryota; Metazoa; Arthropoda; Insecta; Lepidoptera; Gelechiidae.